Molecule: messenger RNA, 849 nt
Organism: Ixodes scapularis (black-legged tick)
Lineage: Eukaryota; Metazoa; Arthropoda; Arachnida; Ixodida; Ixodidae
Product: juvenile hormone acid O-methyltransferase-like
Exons: 3
Coding region: 1-849 (282 amino acids)
Source: RefSeq, a predicted model, not a curated record
AUGACUGCCAAAUUUAGCCCCGAACGUUACGCGCAUCUGAAUGAUACAAGUAAGACCAUGAACAAGGAAGCUUUGAGAAUGACAACAUUUCUUAAACCAUCGAGCGAGUGUGAACAAAUGCUAGACAUCGGAUGUGGAACGGGUGAAUUCACGAGGAACGUGCUGCUUUCAUGGAUUAAGCCAUGCCACAAGAUGGUAGCUGUGGACGCAUUGCCGGGCAUGAUUGAAUACGCCAAGGCGAAUUAUCCGCAUCCAAAUAUAAGCUAUGCGGUCCUUGAUGCAGGUUCAAAGGACAUCUCAAAUUUUUUGAAAAAACAGGGCAAGUUCGAUCGUGUUUACUGCUUCUACUGCUUGCACUGGAUCAAGGAUCAGGAGGUGGCGCUCGCAAACGUGGGCAAGUUUUUGAAAGACGACGGGGAGUGCCUCUUUUUGUUCGUUUCUCAGUUUGUUUUUUACGACCUGUGGCAAGAGAUGGCAUCAAUGGAGCGGUGGAGGGACAUCAUUGGGGAUCCUUUGGAAAUCUUUCCGAAAUCCUGGAAUCGUGAUCCCAAACCGAGUCUGAAGGAUGUGGAAACGUCUGUGAAAGAAAUGGUCGCCGACGCUGGAAUGGACACCAUAAGUUGCACUGUUUACCCCGCGACUCCAUGCGUCUUCAAGAACGCCCAAGGAGUACUAGACCUGCUGCUUCCAUCUGUCACCACGAAGGACACUGCUACGGAGGAGGAGAGGAAAAGCAUGCUUAAGGAAAUGGAGACCAGGCUGAUCAACGCCUGCACUAAGACACCCGACACCUGCUUCUUCCCUAUAGACAUUUUCAUUCUUCACGCUCACAACAAAACUAAAGUGUGA